Cygnus olor (mute swan) is the source of this 572-nucleotide messenger RNA. Its product is annotated as mas-related G-protein coupled receptor member B5-like. The record is from RefSeq and is a predicted model, not a curated record. Bases 60 to 344 code for a protein of 94 amino acids. Gene Ontology annotation, biological process: G protein-coupled receptor signaling pathway. Lineage: Eukaryota; Metazoa; Chordata; Aves; Anseriformes; Anatidae. Gene Ontology annotation, molecular function: G protein-coupled receptor activity. The transcript is spliced from 2 exons. Gene Ontology annotation, cellular component: membrane.
UGCUUCCUGGCCAGGGAUGGGGCUGGAGCUGUGGGAGCCUGUCCUGGGCACAGCUGGGAAUGGGGCCCUUCCUGGGCACAACCUGGGAUCACGGGCAGAGAUGCGUAGAGGUAUUCUUCAAUCUUCCGCGCACACAGGAACUAUUUCCUGACAAAGUAUCUUUUUUCCUGGCAUUGCUGAACAGCAGCACCAAUCCCAUUGUUUAUUUCCUGGUGGGCAGCUGCCGGCGACACCGGAUCCAGGGCUCUGUGAAAGCUGCCUUCCGUCGAGUGUUCGAAGAGAAGGCAGUGAGCGAGGAGGGGAGCCGCACACCCAGGGACAUGGCGUCGGAGACUGCUGUGUGAGGCCCUGCUGGGGAGGAGACCUGGAGGCACAGAGCCUGGCAGGCAGCUCAGAUCCUGCCUGCUGCGGGGAGGGACCACAGCUGGAGCUGGGCAGGGGGCACGUAUGGCACGGAGCUGGCACGGCACUGCCCGGCCAGGCUCAGUCCCCACGCAUGUGCUGUCUUCCCCAUUGUAAUGCCCCUCAUCGCGCUGGUCCUAUGAAUAAACUCUGGCUCCCUCUGGUUGGCA